AUGACCGCCGGCGAAUUCUAUAACAUCGUGAAGCUUGUGCCCAAACCGGGCAAAUUCAACGAGCUUUUGGAAGCUUUCAAAUCAUUCUCGGAGCAUGUCCAGACAAACGAGCCAAAGACACAGAUCUACUGUGCUCUUCGUCCUGACAAGACCGAGGAGUUGGUGUUUAUUGAGAAGUAUACCGACCUGGACAAUCUGAAGGCCCAUGGGACGUCCCCUGAGUUCAAAAAGUUCUCUAAGGCUAUUGGGCCUUUGCUUGCACGGGCUCCGGAGAUGACGAAAGCUGACUUUGUUGGCGGGUUCGAGGGAAGAUCGAAGCUUUAG
Messenger RNA from Aspergillus bombycis, 324 nucleotides. Its product is annotated as putative quinol monooxygenase. The record is from RefSeq and is a predicted model, not a curated record. The transcript has 3 exons. Bases 1 to 324 code for a protein of 107 amino acids. NCBI's taxonomy places the organism in Eukaryota, Fungi, Ascomycota, Eurotiomycetes, Eurotiales, Aspergillaceae.